GGGGAAAAAAAUAGGGAAAUUACUUUGUGAUUCAACAACCAUUGCGGAGACUUUUCAAACUUCAUCACCGACCGUGUCAUGGAGGGAACCACAGUCACCGGAUUUAGAGGCCAUGGAUCUCGUUGACCAGACAAAGGUAACAACUAUCGCGGCGGCAAUGUGGGACGAUGUGGUUGGGCUCGAGGACCAGCAGAGACGGCACCUACAGAAGCUCCAUGCCAAGGGAGUUCUUUGGAAGCAGCCCAGGGAUCACGGCUCCGCGGUCGUGUUCCGGCUGUCGCAUGAAGGUGAGGUUUCGCCGGAUGAGAAUUGCCUGUUCACCGCGUUGCAGAGGGCUAUGGUGCCUGAGAUUGAUGCGCGGGAGCUCCGGAGGCGGGCGGUGAAGCUGUUCGUGGAGGACCUUGGAUCUGCUAUCGAGGAUGAGAGAGAGUCGAUAAACAAGGUAAUUAGGCAUAUGUACUCGCCGGAUCUGAGAAGCGGAUGGCGUGUUCAUGUGGUUCAAGAGGUUAAGUUGUUGGCCAAGAAGGAGGAUCGCGUAGCCUUGGACUCGGCCAUUGACGCACUCGUUCAGCUAGGAAUGCAGAGCGGAAUUAGUACACAUCAACAUCCAACGUGUAAAAAAACAACACGUUGGCAUGGGCUAAACGGAGAUCGUGACAGUGAUGACGUCACCCGUUAGAUAAUGAUCGAUUUGGGAAAAUCGAUACUUUUGGGGUGUCAUUUGUCCCUGUUUUUUUUUGAGGGGUGGAUCCGUCCCUACCCAUAUUUGUCAGGGGGUGAUUUGAGGGUUCUGCCCCUUGAUAAACUAAACACAUGUUU
Molecule: messenger RNA, 819 nt
Organism: Rubroshorea leprosula
Lineage: Eukaryota; Viridiplantae; Streptophyta; Magnoliopsida; Malvales; Dipterocarpaceae
Source: the annotation of a GenBank genome assembly